UUGUCAAUUGACCUUGAGUUUACAACAGUUCAAUUACAGAAUUGUUCGUAUUAUUGGGGAUUCGCUGCAUUUGUUGCUUACUUUGUCAACCAUCCUGCAUACACUCCACCGUACUUUGGCGACAAACAGGUGUAUCUUGGUCUGAUUGGAUUCGCCAUUUUUGAAUUCGGUGAGGUCCUUUCGACCAUAUUUGUGUACAACCUCCGUCCACCAGGAACACGCGAACGUCGCAUUCCUCGUCCAGACGGAAAUCCAAUGAGCUUGCUUUUCAACUUUGUUUCGUGCCCCAAUUAUACAUACGAGGCAUUGUCAUGGCUGUCAUUCACUAUCAUGGUACAAAGCCUUCCCAGUCUUUUGUUCACCAUAGCCGGAUUCGUGCAGAUGACAAUUUGGGCCAAGAACAAGCAUCGUGCGUACAAGAAGGAAUUCCCUGACUAUCCAAAGGAACGAAAAGCAAUUGUGCCGUUCCUCAUUUGA
Cooperia oncophora is the source of this 477-nucleotide messenger RNA. Lineage: Eukaryota; Metazoa; Nematoda; Chromadorea; Rhabditida; Trichostrongylidae. The record is from the annotation of a GenBank genome assembly.